UGCAACACCGUUUUCGGUAGCAGCUGAUUGCCAAUAUUCUGUCUAGUUUACGUUUACAAGCAUUUCGUAUAAUUUUUCACAUUUUUCGCGCUGUUUGUUAAAACUAAUUUUAUAUGAGAAUUAAAUAUCGAAAAUAGUCGCUUUAUACAUAAAAACAUCAUGGACGAGUUACGGCGACUGGAAUACUUAUCGUUGGUUUCAAAAAUUUGCACCGAGCUGGAAAACCACUUGGGUCUAAACGAUAAGGAUUUGGCUGAAUUUAUAAUCGAUUUGGAGCAUAAAAAUCCAACUUUUGAUGCUUUUCGCAAGGCACUGCAUGAAAAUGGAGCUGAAUUUCCAGACUCAUUUGUUACGAAUCUUCAGAGAAUUAUUAAUUUAAUGAAACCGGGUCGUGACGCUGAAGAACCAGAAGGUGGUGGUAGCUUCAAAACUGCCAAAGCGGACCAAUUGACGCGCAUGUUUCCAGGUUUGGCAUUGCCAAAUGAUAAGUUUAGUAAAACGUAUAGUAGUGGUGGUGAAAGUGCCAACGAUAGUGCGUCUAGUGGAUCCGAUUCAGAAUGUGAGAAAGGUAACGAUAAAAAAGAAAAACACAAGUCCAAAAAGCAAGAUGAAUUGGACGACGUUAUGGAUGAGUUGGAGGCGCUUGCACCAAGUAAACGUAAGCAAAAUAAAAAACAAGAAGAUGCCGACGAUACAAUGGCUGAGCUAGAGGCGCUUGCACCAAGUCAUCGUAAACAUGAUGAUAAAUACAAAAAGGACGAUGUCGACGAUAUGAUGGCUGAAUUAGAAGCAUUAGCUCCUAGUAAACGUUUAAAAAGUGAUGAACGAAAGCCAAGUAAGCGUGAUAUUUACGAUGCCAUGGACAAAUUGGAAGCACUAGCUCCAAGUGCUACAAAGAAAUACGAAGAUAUUAAAAUAAAAUCAGAAAAGAAGAAAAAGCUUGACCGCCACUCUCGUUCACGAUCACAGGAGCGUAUAAGCCGACAUGAACGCAGUAGUCGUCGAGAAAGAAGCCGUGAUAGGCGAUCACGUUCAAAUUCACCUAGUGACAGACGAAAACAAGAUAGACGUCGACGUUCUCGUAGUAGAUCGCGUGAUCGUGGCCGCAUGCAUGAAAGGGACAGAGAACGUGAACGUGAAGAUUAUCGCAGUGCACGUAAACGUCGUUCACGUUCCCGUUCACAUGGUCAUAGCACCAGUAGUAGUAGUAGACGUCGUUCACGUUCACAAGAACGUCACCGCCGCUCAAGGUCCCGUGAACGUAAUGAUCGUAGCGGACGCAGAAGUUCUCGCUCACGAGACCGUAAUGAACAUAGCAGACGUAAGCGCUCACGUUCCAACUCUGAAGAUCGUCAUGGACGAAAUGAGAAAAUGCCACCGCCAGCAACACUUCCUGACGAUCCAGAGCCGGGUAAAAUUUAUGCAGGCAAAGUGGCGAAUAUUGUGCCGUUCGGCUGUUUUGUACAACUUUUUGGAUUGCGUAAACGUUGGGAGGGGUUGGUACAUAUUUCACAACUACGUUCCGAGGGACGUGUAACUGAUGUAACCGAAGUGGUGCAACGGAAUGCAAAUGUGAAAGUUAAAGUUAUGUCUAUCGCAGGACAAAAAGUCUCACUUUCUAUGAAAGAGGUUGAUCAAGCGAGUGGCAGGGAUUUAAAUCCAUUAUCACAUGUAGCGCCGGAAGAUGAGAUGAGGGAUCGUAAUCCGGAUCGACCAUAUAGUGGUACUUCGUUGCUAAAUUUACAAGGCGGUAGCAUGGACAAUGAUGAAAGUGAUUCGCGUAAGCGCGUCACACGUAUAUCUAGCCCUGAACGUUGGGAAAUUAAGCAGAUGAUUAGCUCUGGCGUCAUUGAUCGCAGUGAAAUGCCUGAUUUUGACGAAGAAACGGGGCUCAUACAAAAGGAAGAGGACGACGAGGCUGAUAUCGAAAUAGAAAUUGUCGAAGAGGAGCCCCCAUUCCUUUCAGGACAUGGACGCGCGUUACACGAUCUCUCACCUGUGCGCAUUGUUAAAAACCCCGAUGGUUCAUUGGCACAAGCUGCCAUGAUGCAGUCAGCAUUAUCCAAGGAGCGGCGUGAACAGAAAAUGCUGCAGCGCGAACAAGACGCCGUCGCACCGACAAACAUGAGUCGCAACUGGAUUGAUCCUCUUCCCGAUGAGGAUGAGUCGCGCACUAUGGCAAACACUCGAGGCAUUGGCUCCGGCGCUGCCAUCGAAGUGCCCGAAUGGAAGAAACAUGUUAUUGGCGGUAAGAAAUCAUCGUUUGGUAAAAAGACGGACAUGUCAUUGCUGGAACAACGUCAAUCGCUUCCCAUUUACAAACUGCGCGAUGACCUCAUCAAAGCUGUCUCUGACAAUCAAAUACUGAUUGUCAUUGGUGAGACGGGCUCCGGCAAGACAACACAAAUCACCCAAUACCUGGCAGAAAGUGGCUUCACAGCGCGCGGUAAAAUCGGUUGCACACAGCCGCGUCGUGUGGCCGCCAUGUCGGUGGCAAAACGUGUGGCAGAAGAGUUCGGUUGUCGGUUGGGGCAAGAAGUCGGCUACACUAUACGUUUCGAGGAUUGCACUAGUCCCGAAACAGUUAUCAAAUACAUGACAGACGGUAUGUUAUUGCGCGAGUGUCUGAUGGAGGCCGAUUUAAAAACCUAUUCCGUUAUUAUGUUGGAUGAGGCGCACGAACGUACAAUACACACUGAUGUGCUCUUCGGUCUUCUAAAAGGAGCUGUACAAAAGCGUCCUGAACUGAAGUUGAUCGUCACUUCCGCUACGUUGGAUGCCGUGAAAUUCUCACAGUACUUCUUUGAAGCGCCCAUUUUCACUAUACCCGGUCGUACAUUCCCUGUGGAAGUUUUGUACACCAAAGAACCAGAAACAGACUAUUUGGAUGCUUCACUGAUCACCGUGAUGCAAAUACAUUUGCGCGAACCACCAGGCGAUAUAUUGCUCUUCCUUACGGGUCAGGAGGAAAUUGACACUGCUUGUGAGAUACUGUACGAGCGCAUGAAAAGUUUGGGACCCGAUGUGCCCGAAUUGAUUAUAUUGCCAGUGUAUUCAGCGUUGCCCUCCGAAAUGCAGACACGUAUUUUCGAUCCGGCACCAGCGGGUAGCCGCAAGGUCGUCAUCGCCACCAAUAUUGCAGAGACCUCACUGACAAUUGAUGGUAUUUUCUAUGUCGUCGAUCCGGGUUUCGUCAAACAGAAGGUGUACAACUCGAAAACGGGCAUGGACUCGCUGGUGGUCACGCCAAUUUCACAAGCCGCAGCCAAACAACGUGCCGGUCGUGCUGGGCGCACAGGUCCCGGCAAAUGUUAUCGUUUGUAUACGGAGCGUGCAUAUCGUGACGAGAUGUUGCCUACGCCAGUGCCAGAGAUACAGCGCACGAAUUUGGCAAUGACUGUGUUGCAACUGAAGACAAUGGGUAUCAAUGACCUGCUACAUUUCGAUUUCAUGGACGCACCGCCUGUAGAAUCCUUAGUUAUGGCUCUGGAGAACUUGCAUUCAUUAUCUGCGCUGGACGAUGAGGGCUUGCUGACACGUUUGGGACGUCGUAUGGCCGAAUUUCCUUUGGAACCAAAUCUAUCGAAAAUGCUCAUCAUGUCCGUUGCAUUGCAAUGCUCCGACGAAGUACUCACAAUUGUUUCCAUGUUGAGCGUACAGAACGUAUUCUAUCGCCCGAAGGACAAGCAAGCGUUGGCCGAUCAGAAGAAGGCAAAAUUCAAUCAACCCGAAGGCGAUCAUCUCACGCUACUUGCCGUAUACAACAGUUGGAAGAAUAACAAAUUUUCCAAUGCUUGGUGUUACGAAAACUUCGUACAGAUACGCACACUAAAACGUUCGCAAGAUGUGCGCAAACAAUUGCUCGGCAUAAUGGAUCGUCAUAAAUUGGAUGUUGUAUCAGCGGGCAAGAACUCUGUGCGUAUACAGAAAGCCAUCUGUUCGGGUUUCUUCCGUAAUGCAUCUAAAAAAGAUCCCCAAGAGGGUUAUCGUACGCUUGUGGAUUCACAGGUCGUUUACAUACAUCCUUCAAGUGCGCUGUUCAAUCGCCAACCCGAGUGGGUUGUUUACCACGAACUCGUGCAGACGACCAAAGAAUAUAUGCGCGAAGUAACCACCAUCGAUCCGAAAUGGUUGGUGGAAUUCGCGCCAUCAUUUUUCCGCUUCUCUGAUCCAACGAAGUUGAGUAAAUUCAAGAAGAACCAACGACUCGAACCAUUGUACAAUAAAUACGAGGAGCCCAAUGCUUGGCGUAUAUCACGCGUACGACGAAGGCGUAAUUAA
Molecule: messenger RNA, 4281 nt
Organism: Zeugodacus cucurbitae (melon fly)
Lineage: Eukaryota; Metazoa; Arthropoda; Insecta; Diptera; Tephritidae
Gene: pea
Product: ATP-dependent RNA helicase DHX8
Exons: 3
Coding region: 160-4281 (1373 amino acids)
Biological process (GO): spliceosomal complex disassembly; mRNA splicing, via spliceosome
Cellular component (GO): intracellular anatomical structure; catalytic step 2 spliceosome
Molecular function (GO): RNA helicase activity; RNA binding; ATP binding
Source: RefSeq, a predicted model, not a curated record